UUUGCUUUGUUUGUCAGUCAAUGUAUAAAUAUUGUAGCCUCCAUGUUUUGCCUAGCAGUUAAUUCUAAAUGCGCUCAAGCCAAACGCUUUGGAUUGUUGCGCUGUUCAUGGUUGUAAGCAUGCCAGCUGCUAUGUGUGGACACAAGAGAUAUCGACGCUUGCAUAAGCUGAGUAGAGCAGCUGGCUACAAUGAGGUGCCCGUUUGUGAGCAGCAUCCGAAUGUGAAUUAUCCACCCACUGGUCAGCCGUUUGAUCAAAGCUGUGAGGCUGGCAUUACGCCCUGUCCUGCGCCACAAAAUCCCAACUAUGCGCAGCCUUAUCCACAACCCAACAACAACAUGAUAGUUGGUCAAUGCUCGCAGCAGCAGCAGCCCAUGAUGAUGAUGGACGACGAUGAGCAGCGCAGCUCGGACUUGCGCAAGUUGGUGCAACAUUUGUAUGUGGCACAGGCGCGCGUGCAGCUUGAAGCCAGCGAAAUACACAAGGCGCAGGCUGUGGCAGGCUCAGCGCAGUCGCAGCUGGAGGACUCCGCUAACCAUGUGCGCACCAUUACCGCAACGCUGCACAAUGCGCAGCAGGAAGUCGCUGCGGCUGCAAUACGCGCGCAGAUUGCGCAACUGCAGCUGGCGGCGCAUGAUCAGCUGCUGUUUGCUGCUCGCCAGGAUGUGGAUGCGCUGUCUUCUCAAGUGGUGGGACUGCAGGCAGCGGAGGGCAUUGUGCAGCCAAAGCUUACGGUGGAUUUGCAUGCGCUGCUCGACAAGCUGCGCCAGCCGCUGCAGCAUCUGGAUCGACCCACGCCCGUGCCCAUGAUUGUCAACAUGCCGCCGCUUUACGAUAAAAUGAGUCCCGCUGGCGUUGAACGCAAUCAAAUGACAGUCGCCAUGCCGCAGCAAGUUGCUGCUGCUGUUAAUCCCAGUGAUGCUGCCACCAAUGCCUGGCAGCAAUUCAAUUUGCACAAGCAACAAUCGAGCAAUGCACAAUCGCAACAGGCGCGCAUUGCCGCCAGUUUAAACAACAGCUAAGCCUUUCCUCUCUCUCUAUUAUUUAUAUAUAUUUUAUAUGCUUUGC
Molecule: messenger RNA, 1068 nt
Organism: Drosophila busckii
Lineage: Eukaryota; Metazoa; Arthropoda; Insecta; Diptera; Drosophilidae
Exons: 3
Coding region: 69-1022 (317 amino acids)
Source: RefSeq, a predicted model, not a curated record